Messenger RNA from Aspergillus campestris IBT 28561, 1346 nucleotides. Its product is annotated as acyl-CoA thioesterase. The coding region runs from base 198 to 1283 and encodes 361 amino acids. The record is from RefSeq and is a predicted model, not a curated record. The transcript has 2 exons. Gene Ontology annotation, molecular function: fatty acyl-CoA hydrolase activity. Gene Ontology annotation, cellular component: peroxisomal matrix. Lineage: Eukaryota; Fungi; Ascomycota; Eurotiomycetes; Eurotiales; Aspergillaceae. Gene Ontology annotation, biological process: fatty acid catabolic process; acyl-CoA metabolic process.
AUUACAACAUCCAUUGCUAUAUCAAGCCACGAACGCCCUACAAUCUUAACUACUCCACUCCCGACCUGACCCCUCAGCUUUAACCGAUCCCCGGAACUAUUUAUUUACCCUGGUCAUACCUUAAUCCCACCCGUCAACACCAGCCUCAACAAUUGCCGAUACCGACACUAUAUCUCCGGACUUUAUAUACGGGCGCAAUGACGCAGGAAUCUUCAGACUCGGGAGCUAUGCCCUCCCCGUCGUCUUUCGCCAAUUUGAUGGCCCUCAAGCCACUGGGAAAUGCCGAGGUCCCGCCUAGCCAGCCUGAAAGGGUCGAGCUGUUCCAAUCACUAGCAGUCCCAUUUACCCCGGGGAGUCGCGGUGUAGCAUUCGGAGGGCACGUCUACGCGCAGUCCGCCUACGCAGCAUCCAAAACCGUUAAAGCAGGCUUCGUCAUCCACGAUAUUGCCGGUACAUUCAUUUUACCCGGCCGCUUAGACGUUCCGUACAUUUACGCCGUGCGUCAUUUGCGAGACGGCAAGGGAUAUUGUAGCCGCGCAGUCGAUGUCCGCCAGGGCGGCGAGAUCUGUUUCUCGUGUUUAUGCUCGUUCAAGCGGGAUGAAGCACCGAUAGCGGUCAGCCAUCAGCCGCCACCCGUGCAGGAAAGAUUCAAAAAAAUUCUCGCGGCGCGGCGUCCCGAAGACCAACCGCCCAGCGUCGGUGUGGACGCAGACUUUUGGAUCGAGCUUCUAGAGAGUGGAGCCGUCUCCGAGGCGCCGUUUCCGGGGCUAGACGUGCGUAAAGUUGACAUGCUGGACUACAACACUACGGACGAGGUGAAAGCGGGGCCGGAAAAGUACCGUCAACUAACAAUGUAUUCAAUCCGGGGGUCGCCCCUAGAGGAGGCGUCAGGGCUGGCGAGUCGGGAAGAGCUGAAGAAAAGGGAGGACUCGGGGGAAUUCGACAACCUGUACGCCUGCGCACACAUGUAUUCCAGCGAUAAGAACUCCUUGCUGUUGAUUCCGCGUGCGCUGGGUUACAAGACCUUUGCAGCCAUGGCCAGCUUGACCUUGACGGUCGUUUUCCACCAGCACGGAAAGGCCUUGCGGAUGAUUGACUGGGAUUCAACGGAAGGGGGCGAAGAGCUUCCCAAGAAGUGGUUCAUCCAGGAAGGCUGGUCGCCCCGUUCUGGGGAGAAUCGCGCGAUCCACGAGAGCUGGCUGUGGAGCCCGGAUGGACAAUUGAUGGGCACUAGCUACCAGGAUAGCUUACUGAGACUUGCAGGCCGCGGGGAAAAGCUAUGAGCUGGACUCCACAGAGCGUUGAGGGAGAUGCUUCUACCAUUUGAAACUAGAGAUAGAUCUUAU